This is a messenger RNA of Cantharellus anzutake, 966 nucleotides long. RefSeq lists its product as uncharacterized. NCBI's taxonomy places the organism in Eukaryota, Fungi, Basidiomycota, Agaricomycetes, Cantharellales, Hydnaceae. The transcript has 4 exons. The record is from RefSeq and is a predicted model, not a curated record. The coding region runs from base 192 to 803 and encodes 203 amino acids.
AAAGUACCUUCUUUAGUCAUAGUUCUUUCGGCGCUGAGUAAAGCGCCCACUGUGACUGUUGUUCUCGGUGUCAAUAUUAGUCAAUAUCAGUCCGCGCUUUCUGACAAAGGCAAAUGCGCAAGAAGAUGCGAGUACUUCACUAGAUCACAACGAGAAAGACGGAGGCUCGGAACAGCAGACGGGCUCUGCAGAUGCAGAGACUGAACCUGCCAGUGAUCCCUUCCAAGAGCAAUGGGAAAGUUUCCGCGACGAGAAUUAUGAGGGUACGAAAGGGAUUUUAUGGGUUUCGUCGACACUCAUCGUUGCAUUUAGUAAUUGAACAGCUUCCACUUUCCUUGCAUCGAAUGUUCGCAUUGCUUCAUGAACUUGACAAGAAGUACGAGUCCUUCACGGCAGAAUUGCAGAAAUGCAUUAAAGAAUAUUCUGCAUAUCGUGAAUCGCUGUUACUCCAGGCGUCUCGAACUCCCACACGUAAAGAUAUCUCGGAAUCGGCAGAGGGCAUUGAUGAAGAAUCCGUCGCUCCACAACCGCUUGACGAUGAUGCUGAUUCCGAGCCAAAGGAUGGACAACAUCUUGCUGAGCCUUCAACCAACGGAAUCCAGUCACGUCACAAUGUACAAGCGUCAGCUAGCACCAAUACUCAGGACCCUCUGUCCUUGAGGCUAAAGACGCGCCAAAUGCUAGAGUACAUAGCGUUUUUGAUGGCCGAAAGUGCCAAGGCUUCUGAAGAGAAGCUUGCAUUGGCCGCGUCUGCGUAUGACUCCACAUGUCCGAUCGCUGGAUUCAAUAAUCAAGACGGAUGAAACCGCUCUUGUCUUUAACACCCGGCCGGGAACACUUCCGGCCGCAUCAGUCCUUCCGGGGGUGCCAAGUGGACCUAUUCAUGAAGUCAUUGAGGCGGAAACUAGUGAGGAAACUGCCUCAGCACGCAGUCGAAAGCGAGGUAUCAAAAGAAGGCACGAACCG